AUGGCUUCACAACCUAAUAGACACCCGAGCCCCAACCAUUAUGAUAUUGUCAUCGUCGGUGCCGGGCCCGUCGGGCUGAUGCUUUCAACCUGCCUGGCGAGAUGGGGUUACAAGAUCAAGCACAUUGACAACAGGCCCGAGCCGACGGCCACUGGCCGGGCGGACGGCAUCCAACCGCGCUCGCUUGAUUUGCUCCGGAAUAUGGGGCUCAAAUCGGCCAUCAUGGCUCACAAGCCUGCCCGUGUCUACGAAGUCGCCUUCUGGGAUCCCCCCAAGAACGGCAAGGGCAUCGUCCGAACCGGCACCUGGGCCAGCUGCCCUAGUUUCAUUGAUGCCAGGUACCCCUUCACCACUCUCCUCCACCAGGGCCAUAUUGAGCGUGUCUUCAUUGGCGACCUCGAGAAAAACGGCGUCAAGAUUCAACGGCCCUGGACCAUCAAGGGGUUCACUUCUAACGAGAAGGAGAACCCGGACUAUCCCGUAAGUGUCGAGCUGGAACACGUCGACGGCACCUUCAAGGAGUCGGUCAAGGCCAAGUACCUGUUUGGUGGGGAGGGCGCUCGAUCCUUCAUCCGCGACCAGCUCAAGAUUGGGAUCAAGCAUAAGGACCCCAUCGCCUACGUAUGGGGCGUCAUGGACGGCGUCGUUAAGACCGACUUCCCCGAUAUCAAGAUGAAAUGCACCAUCCAUUCUGAGAACGGCUCUAUCAUGGUCAUUCCCCGCGAGGACAACAUGGUCCGUCUCUAUAUCCAGAUUGCGUCGUCUUCGGACCCAGACUUCAAUCCGCGCAAGACGGCCUCCGUCGAGGAGGUCCAGGCCUCAGCCAAGCGGAUUCUACAGCCUUACUCGAUCGAGUGGGAGAGAGUAGAGUGGUACUCGGUCUACCCCAUCGGUCAGGGCAUUGCAGACAAGUACACCAUCGACCACCGCGUGUUUCUAGGCGGCGACGCUUGCCAUACCCACAGCCCCAAAGCCGGUCAGGGGAUGAACACGGCCUUCCUCGAUGCGCUCAAUCUCGCCUGGAAAAUCCACGCGGUCGAGGCAGGCUUCGCCAAGCGCAGCGUGCUCGAGACGUACGAGUCAGAACGCAAGGACGUCGCCGAGACCCUUCUGGCGUUCGACAACAAGUACGCAAAGCUCUUCUCCCAGCGGCCCCCUGCCGCCAACGAAGUAGCGGCCGCCUCGGACCAUAGCUCCAAUCAACCAAGCCAGGAAGAAGAAAACGAAUUUAUCAAGACCUUCAAAGAAUCGUGCGAAUUCACCUCGGGCUACGGGGUAGCAUACAAGCCCAACGCGCUCAACUGGUCCCCCUCGCACCCGGCCCAGUCGCACCUGAUCCUGGCCCACCCGGAAUCCACCAGGCUCAGGCCGGGGCGGCUGCUCGCCAACGCCGACGUGACGCGCGUGGUGGAUGCCAACGUGGUGCACUUGGAGCAGGAAGUUCCCCUGAACGGGUCCUUCCGGCUCUUCGUCUUCGGCGGCAACCCAGCCUUGCCGGGUCAGGCACAGGCCCUGCGGGACCUGGCGUCGGGCAUGGCCAAGAAGGGGUCCUUCUACGCGGCCUACGCGCUCCCGGACGCCGACCGCGUGGUGUCGCACCACGAGCGCCACAACCCGCACUCGCGCUUCUUCACCGUGUGCACCGUGCUCGCCGCGCCCCGCGCACGCAUCGAAAUCGCGAGCGACCUGCCCCACUUACUGGCCCGCUACCGCGAGCACGUCUACGCCGACGACCGGUGGGACCGGCGUGUGCCCGACGCCCGCGCUGCGGCCCACGCUAAGAUGGGUCUGGACCAGGACCGCGGCGGCGUCGUUGUUGUCAGGCCCGACGGCUACGUCGGAAUUGUUGUCGCCCUCCAGGAGGGCGGCGCCACGGUGGACGCACUCAACGCCUACUUUGGCGCCUUUGUCACCAAGGAGCUGGGCGGGACCCAAGCGCUGCUUUGA
Molecule: messenger RNA, 1947 nt
Organism: Canariomyces notabilis
Lineage: Eukaryota; Fungi; Ascomycota; Sordariomycetes; Sordariales; Chaetomiaceae
Product: phenol hydroxylase-like protein
Exons: 3
Coding region: 1-1947 (648 amino acids)
Molecular function (GO): oxidoreductase activity; FAD binding
Source: RefSeq, a predicted model, not a curated record